Messenger RNA from Cucurbita maxima (winter squash), 1452 nucleotides. RefSeq lists its product as uncharacterized. Lineage: Eukaryota; Viridiplantae; Streptophyta; Magnoliopsida; Cucurbitales; Cucurbitaceae. The record is from RefSeq and is a predicted model, not a curated record. The transcript is spliced from 3 exons. The coding region runs from base 298 to 1350 and encodes 350 amino acids.
GCGUCUUUCUCUUCUCUUUCAAUCCUCCUCCUCCUCCUCCUCCUACUUCAUCCUCCUUCUCCGGCGGCUGCCCGGUCCGCCUCCCGGGAGUCACUGGAAAUCAUCAUCGGGGGUGGUACCAAGAAUCCGGACCCGAAUCCAAAAUAUCCAACUCCAGCGCCGGAGUAUCCACCGCCAACACCGAAGUAUCCACCACCAGCACCGAAGUGUCCGGCGCCGCCAGAGUUCGAGAAUGAGCGGCUGAGAAAGUCGUAUUUCGUGAUACAGAGGCUGAAGAAGAAAAUCACCGGCGGGAGGAUGGACGUGGUGAAGACAUGGGACGGGAAGGACGUGUGCCGGUACAAAGGGUUCCGAUGCGACCCUCUUCUGGUGGAGAAAGAGAGGGCUGUUUCUGCAGUGAUGUUUAAUGGCUUCAAAUUUGAAGGUCCAGAGCUCUGUCUUGAAGGAUUCAUGGACGAAUUGGACGAUAUCGCUGUGUUUCACGCCAAUUCCAAUUUCUUCCUCGGCCCAAUUCCAAAGAAAAUCAAUCGCCAACGAUUCUUCUAUGAAAUGGAUCUCAGCAACAACAAGCUUCCAGGCGGGUUUCCGAACAACGUUCUAGGAGCUUCACUGUUGACAUUCCUAGACCUCCGAUUCAACAAUUACUGCGGCCCUAUUCCAAAGCAACUCUUCAACUUAGAUAUAAUUAGUGCGAUUUACAUAAACAACAACCAAUUCAGCUCAGCUCUGCCCAGCAAUCUCGGCAAAACUCCGGCCAGAUACCUGACCUUUGCUAACAACCAGUUCACCGGCCAAAUUCCGAGAAGCAUAGGCGACGCCAAGAAGACAAUGGAAGAAAUCGUGUUCUUCAACAACAAAUUGGACGGGUACUUGCCGUGCGAGAUCGGUAACUUGGAGAAUGCUGUGCUGUUUGACGCCGGAAAGAAUCGGCUCACCGGUCCGAUUCCGCUGUCGUUUGCUUGCUUGGCUAAGGCGGAGCUGUUGUACUUGGCGGACAACCAGUUGUACGGUCCAGUGCCGGAGGAGAUCUGUAAAUUGCCUAAACUCGGCAACUUCACAUUGAGGAAUAAUUUCUUCACUAAGGUGGGACCUAUGUGCAAACAAUUGAUAAAGAAAAAGAUUUUAGACGUUUCGAACAACUGCAUUCCCGGGCUUCCAAAUCAGAAAUGCAAAGAAGACUGUGAAGAGUUUGCCUGUAGACCUAAAUACCGUGGGAACGACAAGUCGUUCACGUACAUUCCUUGCAAAAAUAAUUACUAUCUUCAUUCACACGUUUCGAAGCCCAAUGAUAAUGUAAACUAUGUGUCGCCCAAGAGAACCUAUGCUGCUCUUGCUCCCGACCCACAAUAGUUUUAAUUAAUUUAAUAAAUAAACUUUUAAUUGUAUUAAGGGGAAAAAAAAUGUUAUAUGCCCUUUUAAUUGUAAUAUUAUAAGGUUGGUGUUUUUUUUUAA